Messenger RNA from Ziziphus jujuba (common jujube), 1226 nucleotides. RefSeq names its product probable calcium-binding protein CML22. Gene Ontology annotation, molecular function: calcium ion binding. The transcript has 5 exons. The record is from RefSeq and is a predicted model, not a curated record. Lineage: Eukaryota; Viridiplantae; Streptophyta; Magnoliopsida; Rosales; Rhamnaceae. Bases 253 to 1008 code for a protein of 251 amino acids.
ACUUUAAAAAAAAAGGUAUAAUGUUUUACAAGCAAUGCUUGUCGUCAAAGCUAUGAUGGCAUAUCCACCAUAGCAAACCCCAUUUUGCUUCCCCCUUUUUGCUUGGUAUCUUUCUCUCUCUCUCUCUCUCUAAGUGCUGCUUUUUAUUCUCACCACCAAUCACUCUAAUUGCACUUCGACACCCUCUUCCUCUCUUUCAAUAACUAUAGCUAGUACUUUAGCUUCAUCGCUUUCACACUUCGAUAUUUCCAUAUGAAGGCUUCCAUGGGUCAAUCUCAACUCUUCCCUUCUUUGAAGUCUUUCUGCAACAAAGUAGGAGGCAUGUGCUGCCAUUGUGGUAGACCUAACAAAUAUAUGUGGUUGGAUGCAAAGCUUGAGGGAAAACUGAUCGAAGUCAAGAGAAGUUCGGGAGGGCAUAGCAAUUUCAAGUCAAUCAACAGCAUUAUUAUGAGGUUCCCUCAGUUUAAAGAGGAAUUGAAAAAUAUAAGAGGUGUUUUUGAUCAGUAUGAUGAGGAUUCUAAUGGAAGUAUUGACCUUGACGAACUGAAAAAAUGCAUAAAGAAACUUCAACUACAUUUCUCAGAUGCGGAAAUUCAUGAUCUCUUUCAUUCUUGUGACUUGGAUGAAAGUCAAGGGAUACAAUUCAAUGAAUUUAUUGUUCUUUUAUGCCUUAUCUAUCUCCUAAAGGAGCCUUCAUCGUCUGAUACUGUAUUCACAACGUCAACAAUGGGUUCGUCAGAGCUUGAGGCAACUUUUGAUACCAUAAUUGAAGUGUUUCUCUUUCUGGACAAAAGUGGUAGUGGAAAACUGAACCAGAAUGACAUGAUCAAAGCAUUGAAUGAGGCUUCUCCUACCGAAAGAUCCCCCGCACGAAUCACAAGGACCCGAUUCAGAGAAAUGGAUUGGGACAAGAAUGGAAAGAUAAGUUUCAGAGAAUUCCUCUUUGCAUUCAUCCAUUGGGUUGGAAUUGACACAGAUGAAGAAAUACCGCUUACAGAAGGUUACUAAAAUAAUGGACAGCAUAUAUGAAAGUGGAAUGACGGUUCCAAGUGACGCCAGCUUAAUAUGUGUGUAUAUAUAUCUGAAACUUUCAUGCAAAAAUAUACUUUUAGCCGUUGUUCAUGUUUAGCUCAUUUAUCUUUUUCUCUUUUUCCCAAAUGAGUUCUGAACUAUUUUGUGAACCAUAGUGAAUUUUUCUUUUUAUAAUAUUAUCUUCUUUUUUUUAA